Messenger RNA from Vigna angularis (adzuki bean), 2227 nucleotides. RefSeq lists its product as uncharacterized. The transcript has a single exon. Lineage: Eukaryota; Viridiplantae; Streptophyta; Magnoliopsida; Fabales; Fabaceae. The record is from RefSeq and is a predicted model, not a curated record. The coding region runs from base 251 to 2134 and encodes 627 amino acids.
AAGAGUAAGCUCUGAAUACAUCCGUGUCACCAUCUUCUUCGGCAAAUCCCAUGCAGAAAUCACUUUACCUUUCUCCGCCCCCUUUUUCUACACAUACCUUCGUCUAAAUCAUUCCAAAAUUUCAGAACUUCAUCUUCUCUAACUAAAUCUACUUCAUCACAACUUAAAUUUUUCUUUCAAUUCUAAUUUCUUCGCAUAAGCUCAUACCUAACAACCCAAAAUCACAUAAUCCAUUAUCUUCGUCAACACAAUGAGCAACCCAACCCUUAUAGGUCCACCUGAACUCUACAUCGCCGAACCCACCGCAACCCUCGCCCAAACAGCCCCAGCCCCAACCCCCGACCCGGCUCCAAUCCCAACAGUUACAGGCACCACUCCAAGUGACCCCUUCAUGGACCUAAUGGUGUCCGCAUUCAACACCACAUCAACCCCAAACAUGACCUUAACGGAAAAUUUAUCCCCAACAUUUCUCACCACGGGGAACCCAUGUCUGGACUUCUUCUUCCACGUGGUUCCGGACACCCCACCAGCGACCCUCCUCCAAAGACUCCAACUUGCGUGGGCCCACAACUCCUUCACCGCCCUAAAACUCGUCUGCAACCUCCGUGGAAUCCGCGGUACCGGCAAGUCCGACCGCCGGAACUUCUACGGCGCGGCGAUCUGGCUCCAUCGCCACCACCCCAAAACCCUCGCUUCUAACAUUCCCUCCCUCUCUGACUUUGGAUACUUCAAGGACCUCCCCGAAAUCCUUUACCUCCUUCUAGAAGGUUCCGAUGCCCGCGAAAUUCAAAAAAGAGAGUGGUGCAAGGAAAAACUGCGGUGCAAGGCAAAACGGCGGAUGAUCAACAGAAGAAAAAAACGUAGGACUACGCAAAAGGGGAAAAGGGAGGCUUUGAACGAAAUAGUCGACGCGGCGAAGGACAAAACUGAGGCUUCCGAGAAAGAACUUUCACAUGUUGGAAGAGAAGAGAAAAGGGUGGCAUUGGCGAAGAAGCUCGUUGAUCGUUAUACAAGCGACCCAGAUUUUCGAUUCCUUCAUGAUCGCGUCUCUGAUUAUUUUGCCGAGUGUUUGAGGAAGGAUCUCGAGUUUUUGAAAUCUGGGUCGGUGACGAAAAUCAGUCUUGCCGCGAAAUGGUGUCCCUCUGUGGACUCAUCUUUCGAUCGACACACUUUGUUGUGUGAAACUAUUGCGAAGAGGGUUUUUCCUCGGGAGGAAUAUAAUGAGUACGAGGGGGUUGAUGAGGCGCAUUAUGCUUAUAGAGUUCGUGAUCGGUUGAGGAAGGAGGUGUUGGUGCCUUUGAGGAAGGUGUUGGAGUUGCCUGAGGUGUUUAUAGGGGCCAAUCGUUGGGAUUUGAUUCCUUACAAUAGGGUUGCUUCUGUGGCUAUGGAAUUUUAUAAAGAGAAGUUUUUGAAGCAUGAUAAGGAGAGGUUUGAGGCUUACUUGGAGGAUGUGAAGUCAGGGAAGAGUACUAUUGCUGCCGGUGCUUUGCUUCCCCAUCAGAUCAUAAGGUCAUUGGAUAAUGGGGAUUGUGGGGAUGUGUCUGAGUUGCAGUGGAAGAGGGUGGUUGAUGAUUUGAAGAAGAAAGGGACGAUGAAGAGUUGUUUGGCUGUUUGUGAUGUAUCUGGGAGUAUGGACGGGUUGCCCAUGGAGGUGUGUGUGGCAUUGGGGUUGUUAGUGUCUGAGUUGUGUGAGGAGCCUUGGAAGGGGAAGGUUGUGAAUAACAUGGAUGCGGGCGGGAACACUGAUUUUCAGAAGGUGUUUGAUCUGAUCUUGGAGGUGGCUGUGAGUGGGAAUCUGAAAGCGGAUCAGAUGAUAAAGAAGUUGUUUGUGUUCAGUGACAUGGAGUUUGAUCGAGCCUCAAGAAACCCUUGGGAGACUGAUUACCAAGCAAUCACUAGGAAGUUUGGAGAGAAAGGGUUUGGCGAUGUGGUGCCUCAGAUGAUUUUUUGGAAUCUGAGAGACUCUAAGGCCACCCCAGUGCCAGCAACUCAGAAAGGAGUGGCAUUGCUCAGUGGGUUUUCUAAGAAUUUGCUCACAUUGUUCUUGGACAAGGAGGGGGAGCUAGACUCCGUAGAAACCAUGGAAGCAGCAAUUUCUGGUUCAGAAUAUCAGAAACUAGUUGUGGUCGAUUAGUUGAUUACUCCCUUCUGAUUUCUUUUCUGAUGUUUUUAAAUAUGUAUGGCACCAUUUCCUAUUCCUAUCUUCUAUGACAUGUUUGCGAUUUUA